AUGGAUUUUUGCGAAUUUACUUGGAAAGAAGAUCAAAGGUGCCAAUGUCAGUUUUGGAUGGAGAUGGUUUAUCGUUCACCUAAAGGGGACAAGAAGCUCACCGAGAAGAAAAUAGAACUCAUUGCUGUCAAGGCUAUUUACCAUCAAUCUUCCUGUUGCCUUCCUGGUCCACCAAUUGUGGAUGAUAUCGUCCUGAGAUUCCCUGAGGAACAAGGUCCUCGACAGGGAUGGCAUCAUCCACAGACUAGAUCAAGAAAGCCAACCGUUCCUCCUUCACAACCCCCGAACCCCCGCUUCCUCCUCGUGUCUGUCAACCCGAUGCUCAGGGAAGUCAAGUGCUCCUCCUCUACACCCGCUAACCCUCAGCUUGCUUAUCAGCUCUUGUGCUGGAGCAGUUUGAAUAAUCUUUGGUUUGUGCGGAAAGUGUGGGGUCUAUCACCUAUCUGUCAGCUCCUUUUGUCCCUCUGGUCCAGGAAUCCGGAAGAGCUUUAG
Messenger RNA from Botrytis fragariae, 492 nucleotides. RefSeq lists its product as uncharacterized. NCBI's taxonomy places the organism in Eukaryota, Fungi, Ascomycota, Leotiomycetes, Helotiales, Sclerotiniaceae. The transcript is spliced from 4 exons. The record is from RefSeq and is a predicted model, not a curated record. Bases 1 to 492 code for a protein of 163 amino acids.